This is a messenger RNA of Vigna umbellata (rice bean), 502 nucleotides long. The record is from RefSeq and is a predicted model, not a curated record. Lineage: Eukaryota; Viridiplantae; Streptophyta; Magnoliopsida; Fabales; Fabaceae.
UGAUAGAUACCAUACACUUGCAACUGGUAUUAGUAUUGGUAAACUUAGAUAGUUGCUCAACAAAUUGGCAUAUAUAAGACAUAAAUAAAGACAGUGUUGUUCCCUCAAACACCUUCCUCUCUCCAAUGGCAUAUCAAGUCUCAGUUAUCAACUCUUUCUACUGUUCUGCUGACUCUAUCACUCUACAGAUUAAUACUGAGAAAGGAGUCACUUACAAUGAAAACAAUGAUCGUCUCUUUUAUAUGAACGAUACUUUUUUCACACUUCACAACCGUCGUGUCUUAUAUGAUGAUACACAAAAACCCAUUGUCACCUUCUACAGAAAGGCUGUGACGUUGCAUGAGCGAUGCAAAGUUUUCAAGGGUGAAAGCACUGAUUCAUCUCAAUUGCUAUUUUCCUCGCAAACAACCAAGACAAAAAGAAAAGUGACUUUAGAGUGAUCAUUUGUGUUAUUAAAAGCUCUUGUACAGUUUAUAUCGGAGAGUCUCCUAAUAUUGUAGCU